Messenger RNA from Teleopsis dalmanni, 578 nucleotides. Its product is annotated as mitochondrial fission process protein 1. Gene Ontology annotation, cellular component: mitochondrion. Bases 92 to 532 code for a protein of 146 amino acids. The record is from RefSeq and is a predicted model, not a curated record. NCBI's taxonomy places the organism in Eukaryota, Metazoa, Arthropoda, Insecta, Diptera, Diopsidae. Gene Ontology annotation, biological process: mitochondrial fission. The transcript has 3 exons.
AAUACUUAAAUUUAUUUAGUUAAUUAACAUCACAACGUGACUAUUACAUAAUCAAUAAUAAAUUCAUUGUAAUUUUCUAACCGUUGAAAAUAUGAAAGAGGAAGAUAUUUAUCGAGAUACAUAUAUACGUUAUUUAGGCUAUGCUAAUGAAGUGGGUGAAUCAUUUCGUCCUUUAGUGCCACGCUCAGCAGUGCUAGCUACCUACGGAAUUUCAAUUGGCUAUGUAUUUGCCGACGCUUACGACAAAUGUAUGAAAGCACAAAAGUUAGGUGCUUCAUCUAAAACAGUAGCUAUCAGAACGGGUGAUGUAUUUAUAUGGCAAAUGUUGGCUUCCGUUGUAAUACCGGGUUAUACAAUCAAUAGAAUAACAUGGGCAAGUAAAGGUUUACUUAAAAGUGUCAAAGCUUCCAAACCUGCCAUUAAAAUAUUGCCCACUGUCUUGGGCUUAGCGUCUAUCCCACUUAUUAUUCAUCCAAUCGAUCAUAUGGUUGACUACAUCAUGGACAAUACCUAUAGAAAGUGGUUAGAUUAAGUUAAUUACUUAAGAUAAUUUUACAGUUGACUGGUGCUUCAAUAUG